This is a messenger RNA of Zeugodacus cucurbitae (melon fly), 620 nucleotides long. RefSeq lists its product as uncharacterized. Lineage: Eukaryota; Metazoa; Arthropoda; Insecta; Diptera; Tephritidae. The record is from RefSeq and is a predicted model, not a curated record. The transcript is spliced from 2 exons. Bases 139 to 525 code for a protein of 128 amino acids.
CACCGCCACUAUUUAAGCAACGAAAAUCAUAAAUUUUUAAACAGUUCCACAUUAAGUGACAAAGUGACAACAGCGCAAGUGUGCCGAAAGUUCAGUGCAAAAUAACCGUUAAUUCAUAAAAUUUCAAUAUCUAUCAAAAUGAACGCCUUAAUAACCUAUCUAUUGUGCACAAGCGCCGUUACGCUCUCGUUGGCAGCACCACAGUACGUCGAUCCUUAUGUGACACCAUUGCCACAAUUCUCACAGUUGAGCAGCACACCGUAUACAGGGUAUGGCACAAAUAUACGCAUAUGGCCAUGGGUUAUUGGGGAAUAUGCCUACCCCAAUUACCAGUAUUACUCAAACUACUGGAAUAAUAAUAAUAAUCCUUCCAGCUAUCCAUAUAAUCCCUACGAUACGAAUGUCGGCUAUAAUCGAUACAACCCCUACAAUCCGUAUAAUCCUUACAACAGGAAUACCGGCACGAACACCUACUGGAAUGGUUAUGCUUGGGUCAACAGCUUUCGUUCGAAUGUUAACAAGUGAAUGGAGAAGUCGUGUGGUGUAUUGAGUAUAUGUAUUUGUUAAUCAUUUGUGAAAAAUUUUAAUAAAUUUGUUAAUAUUAUUUAUACAAUACAAUA